Molecule: messenger RNA, 597 nt
Organism: Eimeria maxima
Lineage: Eukaryota; Apicomplexa; Conoidasida; Eucoccidiorida; Eimeriidae
Exons: 2
Coding region: 1-597 (198 amino acids)
Source: RefSeq, a predicted model, not a curated record
AUGAUUGAUAAGAAUAAGAAAGAGAUAAAAGAAAUAAACAAACACCCCCAUCAUUACCAUCACCAUGACCACCACCAACAACAGCACCAUCAUCAGCACCAUCAUCAGCAGCAUCAUCAGCAGCAGCACCAUCAGCAGCAGGAGCAGCAGCAGGAGCAGCAGGAGCAGCAGGAGCAGCAGCAACAAGAGAAUUGUUUACCAAAAGUAGUAUCAAAUCCAAGAGGUCCCUUCUUUGCCUUACACCAAGCAAUACGAAUACACAUAAAUCCUGAACCUGUACCAAACUCACGACUCUUAAAUGGUCCCAUUGGGCAACCUGCAGCAGCAGCAGCAGCAGCAGCAGCAGCAGCAGCAGCAACAGCAGCAAUAGUUGUAGGAGGGAGCGCCUCUGUACACAGCAGCAGCAGCAGCAGCAGCAGCAGCAGCAGCAGCAGCAGUAGCAGCAGCAGCAGCAGUAGCAGUAGCAGUAGCAGCAGUAGCAGCAAACGCAUAGAUGUACACCAUGUGAUGCAGCAGCAACAGCAGCAGCAACAAACAAUACAACAAAAACAGCAGCAGCAGCAACAACAGCAGCAACAAGGAGACAGGACUAAAUAA